AUGUUCUUGAACACAACUUCUGCCCGAAGGUCGUUUAGCAUCCCCAUCAGCAUCAACCUGCAGGGCGCGCGCAGGCGGCCGACACAAGAGCUCCUCCACCCAGUGGCGUUUCGGGGGCAGGAUUCGAAGAGAGGUGUGGUUUGGUGUGGGCAAGAGCGGGCAAAAACUCAGAUGCCCGUGUCAAGUGUUGGGGAAGAUAGAGCCACCCUGCUGGGCUUUACCAUGAUGGCCUUCUCCGUCCUCAUGUUCUUUGUGGUUGGCCUCACCACGGUCAAGCCCCACCUCAACAGUAACUGGGAAGAGGAGGCCAGCUGCUUGCUGGUGUGGGCUGAUAUUUUGGAGGAGUGGGCAGACUGCAGAGGGGUGAGCACCGUCCCAUGCCUCAGGGUGAUGGUUAACGUCACCAGUUCUCAGCAGAUGGCAUUUCUCCAUUACGACGAGGAGUCGGUUCAACUGGCUCUUGAGUGUUUCUACAUACCCAAUUGUCAGAUGGACAAGACAGAACUUCAAAUUGAGGUUCUUGAAGUGAAAAACAAAUUAGAAAGUCGGCUGGGGGACACCUUUUCCUGCCUGGCUGACCCAACAAGGCAUCCGGAGGCGGCCAUCUUAAACAGGAAGUACACUUUGCAGCGGGCCUUACUUGCCUUGCUGUGGCCCAGUCUGAUGUUGGGUGGUGGGGUUCUGCUGGUGGGGCUGGUGAAGCUGACACAGUGCCUGGCCCACCUGUGCUCUGAGGUGUGUGGUGAGACAGCGGGGGUCAGGGGAACCUCCAGAUACACCAAGGGUAAGCUCUACGGGCUCCUCGGGAGGUCCAGCGCUCACUCCCCCACACAGGACUGCAUCAAAUGA
Molecule: messenger RNA, 849 nt
Organism: Lampris incognitus (smalleye Pacific opah)
Lineage: Eukaryota; Metazoa; Chordata; Actinopteri; Lampriformes; Lampridae
Gene: kcnmb3
Product: potassium calcium-activated channel subfamily M regulatory beta subunit 3
Exons: 4
Coding region: 1-849 (282 amino acids)
Biological process (GO): potassium ion transport; detection of calcium ion
Cellular component (GO): membrane; voltage-gated potassium channel complex
Molecular function (GO): calcium-activated potassium channel activity; potassium channel regulator activity
Source: RefSeq, a predicted model, not a curated record